Molecule: messenger RNA, 567 nt
Organism: Pediculus humanus corporis (human body louse)
Lineage: Eukaryota; Metazoa; Arthropoda; Insecta; Psocodea; Pediculidae
Product: LIM domain transcription factor LMO4, putative
Exons: 5
Coding region: 1-567 (188 amino acids)
Biological process (GO): muscle structure development; actin cytoskeleton organization
Cellular component (GO): stress fiber; adherens junction; Z disc
Molecular function (GO): muscle alpha-actinin binding; actin binding
Source: RefSeq, a predicted model, not a curated record
AUGGCUUCAAUGAGUGAAAAUAUAAUAACAAACACUGUGUGUGUGCCAGAAAAUAAAGAAAUAGAAUUUUCACAAAUAGUGUCGGCAUUGGGAAGAACUUGGCAUCCGGAACAUUUCAGUUGUUUCAAUUGUAAAAAACCAAUUACGGGAGAUCGAUUCAAUCAAGAUAAAGGAUUACCAUUUUGCGAAGAAUGUUAUGCGAAUAUAUUUUUAAAAAGAUGCUUUAAAUGCAAUCUUCCAAUCAAAGAAAAAAUAAUAGUUGCGUUGGAACAAUUUUGGCAUCAGGAACAUUUUACGUGUAACGAUUGCGGUAUCGAACUCACGGGUUUAAGUUUUUUCGAAAAGGACAAUUUAGCUUAUUGUCAAAAUUGUCACAUGCAAAAAUUUGCACCAAAAUGCAAAGGUUGCAGCAGACCAAUCACCGAUACGGCCAUAAUGGCUUUAGGAGAAAAAUGGCAUCAAAAUUGUUUUUUAUGUUCGCAAUGUAAUCGUCCGGUUACGGAAGCAACAUUUGAAGUUGUCGAAGAUCGACCAAUUUGUUCUAAUUGUUCAAGACAAAGAAAAUAA